CGUCUCCCCCUCGCGCUCUCGUUCCCCUCGGCCUGUCCUUGCUCUUGUCCCAAUUGAAAGCGUGAGAUUCUUCUCGUUUGGGCUCAUAGCAUCAUGGAUUUCAACAACCUCAAAGACCAGGUCAGCAACCUGACCUUGUAUGACCUCAAGGCGGGCGUCCGCAAGGUCCAGAAUGCGGUGAUGAACUACACUGAGAUGGAGUCUAAGGUCCGAGAAGCUACCAACAACGAACCAUGGGGCGCCUCGACCACGUUGAUGCAGGAAAUCGCCAACGGAACUCAUAGCUACCAACUACUCAACGAGAUUAUGCCCUUGAUCUACAAGCGUUUCACAGACAAGACCGCGGAGGAAUGGCGACAGAUUUACAAGGGCCUCCAACUGUUGGAAUUCCUGGUAAAGAACGGAUCGGAACGAGUGGUUGACGACGCCCGAUCGCACAUGUCCUUGCUCCGAAUGCUCCGUCAAUUCCAUUUCAUCGACCAGAACGGGAAGGAUCAGGGAAUCAACGUGCGCAACCGGUCGUCGGAGUUGGUUAAGCUGCUCGGUGAUGUCGACCUGAUCCGCACCGAGCGCAAGAAGGCCAGGGCCAAUCGCAACAAGUUCGGCGGAUUCGAGGGCGGCGCGUCUGUGGGAGGAGGAUUUUCGGGCUCGAGCGGACGAUAUGGCGGCUUUGGCAGCGAGAGCAUGUCCUUCGGCGGAUAUAGCGGGGGCGUGUUCGGCGAUGGCGGCGGGUUCGGAGGUGCCUCGAGCGACUUCCAGGAGACCUCCGCGCGCCACGGCAACCGAUUUGACGAAUAUGACGAAUAUGAUGAAGCCGACGCCGCUCCGGCUGCUCGCCCCAGUCCUCCGCGUGCUGCUCCCCGGCGAGAGACCAAACAGCCGGAGCCUCCGAAAGCGCCGCCGCAACAGGAUCUCUUCGACUUCGGAGACGAGGAGGUUGUCACUUCGGCUCCUGCGACGACGUCUACGGCGGCCGGUAAACAACCUGCGGCCGGCAACAGCAACGGCCUGGAUAUUCUCGAUGCCAAACCCAUCGACGAUGACGACUUUGACGAUUUCCAGUCCGCAACCCCGGCGGCCCCGGCGGCGUCGUCGUCGAACCAGUUCGGCAUUCCGCCGCCCGCCUCGACCGCCAGCACAACCUCGAGCACUCAGUUCGCGGCCCCCAAGCCGGUCUCGGGGACUCAAGGCUCGAACCUGAACGGUCUGGUCGGAUUCACCUCGAUGACCCCAACUCCCACCUCCAGCACGAUGGCCUCGCCCACGCUGUCGCAGAGCUCCCUGAUGCAGCCCCAGCAGCAAAAGCCCAUGCAGCCGCUCCAGCCCAAGCCCACGGGCUUCCAGGCCGCCACCCCCAACUACUUCACCUCCGUCAACGCCAACAACGCGGCCCCGUCCUCCUCCACCAUCUCCGGCCACCGACCUGGCAUGCCGUCCGCCUCCUCUUUCAGCUCCGCCACCACCUCUUCCGCCGCUGCCAAGCCCGCCGCGUCCAAGUCCUCCGGCGGUGACGCUUUUGGCUCCCUCUGGACCAACGCCAGUGCCACGGCCGGUCUCCAGAAAUCCUCCUCCAACGCCAGCAAAGGCCCCAACCUCGCCAGCAUGGCCAAGGAGAAAGCCAGCGCCGGCAUCUGGGGCGCCCCGGCCUCGUCCCCUCAGACUCCUCAGACUCAGCAAGGGUCUAAGCCGGGGGGUUCGGCAUUCGAUGAUCUGCUGGGUUGAUUAACUCAAGCUGUACCUUUUUUUUUUCUUUUCUUUAAUUUGCUUCUAUUUCAGUUCCGUCUGCUGCUUUAUACUCCCUCUUUCUCUAUCUCUCUCUUCGUUCUACUUGAUCUCUUGGGAACAUUACAGUAUCAUAUGAGUUGACUUCAUUACUUGCCAAUUCCAUCUUGCAUAUUCUUUUUUCCCGCCUUUUUGCUCUUUCCUUACCUUCCGCUCUUCUACUUUCUUUCUUCUCUUCUCAACUCAAAAAAGUCCAUCUCGUGGAUAGGACAGGCACGGUAGGAGUAAAAAGAACUCAAAAAGAAAUCACAUCGCAUAAGCAACGCACAGAUAAAACCGGAAAGAAAGCAGAUAGGCAGACAGACAGACAGACAGAAGCUUCAGAAACACGAAUACGAU
Molecule: messenger RNA, 2121 nt
Organism: Aspergillus steynii IBT 23096
Lineage: Eukaryota; Fungi; Ascomycota; Eurotiomycetes; Eurotiales; Aspergillaceae
Product: ENTH domain-containing protein
Exons: 5
Coding region: 94-1722 (542 amino acids)
Biological process (GO): Golgi to endosome transport; endocytosis
Cellular component (GO): plasma membrane; clathrin vesicle coat; endosome
Molecular function (GO): clathrin binding; phospholipid binding
Source: RefSeq, a predicted model, not a curated record